AUGCAGGCUCCAGCAGAUUCAGCCACCGCACAGCUGGCGCCCAACUCCAAGGGCUCGGAGCGAGUGGACACGCUGGCAUUGACCGGACUCCGUGGGCUGGCGGCCCUACACGUGGCUUUCGGUCACUACAUCGCCGGUUCCCCGAUCCACGUGGACUUGAUCGGUGGCGCAUCCAUGAGUUUUUUCUACCUGCUCUCCGGCUUCGUCAUGACUCUUGGUUAUGCGAAGGACCUGGUCGCUGGUGGAGAAAGCAGCCGGAUUGCCGACUUCAACAAGCGCCGCUUCUGGCGCAACCGAUUUGCAAGGCUUUUCCCGAUGUACGUGCUGACCAACGCUCUUUUCUUCAUGAUGCAGCGCAUCUUUAUCAAGGAACACUCGCUGUCCUUCCUCUCCUCGCCAUACUGGGACUUCAACUUGGUGCUGACGGCUCUGGGCCUCAACAUGUGGGUCUUUCCCAUUACUGUCUGGCUUCCUUCCGGCUCCCAAAUAGAGCUCCCAAGCAACUUCGUGACCUGGACAGUGCAAACCAUGGCCGUUUUCUACAUCGUCUUCCCGAGCAUGCUCUCAUGGCUGCAGAAUGUCCAGCGACGACGCCUGAUGGUGCACCUGCUCUUUUGGCUCCAGGCUGUAACCUUCAUGUCCCUGGUCUGCAUUGGCCUCUUUUGGCUGAACAACUUCGAGUGGUCCUACUGGAGUGCCAGAGCGUGGCCUUUGAGCCGGAUCCCCGUCUUCGCAAUGGGUUGCCUCGCCGCCGUGGAGCGGAUCCACGGUGGAGGUCACCUGACCGCAUUUUGCCGCCUUCCCCGGCGCUGUUCCGCAGAGUCGGAGGAUGCGAGGUGGGGAUGGCGCGCCACCGCCUUGGGCGUCGGAAGAUCUGCGACUUCCGGCGUCCGUCCUGGGCUCGCAGUUCCCCGGAAGCUGGAGCAAAAUCUGCUCCUGGAGGGAACGCUGUUGCACAGAGUUUUUGGGUUGAUGGUCCUCCCAUAUAGUGAGUGCAUCUCAAGUCUAUUCAUCAGCACAGCUACCACAUGCCUGAGCCACCUUGCCAUGGGUGCGAAUGCCAGCGCCAGCGCUUGCUGUGAAGAGCAGCCGGUCGCGUUGCCUGUGGAAGUCGUCGGCGCUGUGCAGCAUGACGACAAUCACUUUCCAGAGCCACCGUCACCGUCUUUAUCCAUCGGUGACGAUAUCGAGUCAGGUUUAGAGGUGGUACUUCCUGAUGAGAUUCUUCCUCCCCGAGUGUCGGUGAGAAGCUCAUUGAGCUCAGAGUUGUUGACGUUGUCCAUGUCCCCACAGUGGAGCGCAGACUUGCCAAUGGUCCAACGCGCCAUCAGCUUCAAGGUGGAGAGGGAAAUCGUGCGGGGGAUCCCGCUGGUCGUCACCCUCCGAAACUUCGGCAAGCUGUGGAAAACCUCACCUCUAGAAUUGGACUUGGAGUCUCAGACGAAGCUGUGGAGCAUGUCGCAGCCCGUUGACAAGUUCGAUGUGUUUUUUUCGCACACCUGGAGGACACGAGGCAGCAGGAAGGUGCUCUCACUGUUGUUCCAGCAUGGUUGGCGAACCUUGCUGAUGCUCAGCCUUGGCUGUGCGGCAGUGGUAUUCAUCCUGAGUGCUGUUGGUGUGCUUCCAACAACACCCUUGACCUGGCCCGUGAAUGUCAUGGGCUUCAAAGCUAUAUGUCCUUUCUCUCCAUGGACUCACCUGACCGGCACACUGGCAUUGCAGAUUUCUCUUUUUAUUCUUCCGUACUGCAGCUGCGCAUGCUCUUCACCGAAAUGUUUUCUCGAUGUGGUCAGCAUUCAUCAGACAGACAGGAGAAUGAAGCAGCGAGGCGUUUACGGGCUGGGAGGCUUCCUGAGUAUCUCGAAGGAGAUGCAUGUUCUAUGGUCGCCACCGUACCUGACCCGCUCCUUGGUUGUAGAUGCAACUACCGAAAGUCUUUGGUGCGUUUUCGAAUUGGCCGCAUUUCGCAAGGCAAACCCGCAGAAGCCUUUAAAACUGAAGCCGCUCUUCGUCGAGAGCCAGAUCCUGCUCCUCACGGUGGCGAGCGGUAUAUGCAGCGCGAUAUAUGUGAUGGUGAGAACAGGCCAUGGCAUUGUGGCUCUUGCGAACCUUUCCUUUUUGCCCCUGGUGCUCUUUAUACACACCAACCGAAGGUUCAUGAGAGAGGAGCAACAACUCACCGAAUCGCUGGAGACUUUCGACCUGCAAAAUGUGCAAUGCCACUCGGCCGCCGACAGGGCUUUCGUACACCUGGCCAUCUCAGCUUGGUAUGGCAGUGAGGAAGCCUUCACAGAGUACGUGCGUGGCCCGUUGAGGGAGGAGCUCAUGGCCGCUUCCGGAGUGGACCUGCCGUUGAGCUAUGCGCUUCUCAUAGUUAUCAGCCCAUUUUGCAUGGCCGUUGAUGUGUGUGUAGCCAUGAUGCGUGCUGGGGCACCCCUCGAGGUUGUGCUGGCUGAGUUCACGAGCUUAGGGCUUGGCAUAACGAUGUUUUGGCUCAUGUUUUGCACGAAAGUCAUGUGGAGCCUUUGCAGCCGAUGGGCUUCCCUUGGAUCAACAUGGAUCAACGAUUGCCUUGUGACCAUGGCCGUCUUCCUGGUGUUUAUGAUUCUCUUGGCUGGAGGCAGCCUUCUCGUCAACGGCCUCCUGCCAAUAUCACCAGCAGGUGCCAUAGCUGCUGGCAUUGUCGCGAUUGUGCCGUUGAAGGAUUUCCGGCUGCUGCAACUUCGGGAGGGCUUGGUCCGUGCAAGCUGGGAGGCAUUCGUCCCCCUGCUUUUCAUCGACCUGAUCCUGGCAUUGACGCAGUGCGGUAACAAUGGACCUCUGGCAAAGCUUUGCCGAAGCAAGCCGAUGGAGUUCAUGGGAGACAUCGCCAUGGCCUUCUACAUGGUGCACUUCAUGGUGCUGGGCCUGGGUACCAGUCUUUGUGCCCGCUUCUUCCCCCCGAAGGGUCCCACGCCCAUGUAUGCGGCGACACCAUGGUGGCUGCUUGGCACAUGUUUCGUCGUGGCUCUGUUCUUCGGAGCCUUUGUCACGGAAGAGCCUUAUGUAACGGCGGCUUCGGUCUUUAACAGGGUUCAUAAGGAUGUGUAA
Messenger RNA from Symbiodinium sp. CCMP2592, 3090 nucleotides. NCBI's taxonomy places the organism in Eukaryota, Dinophyceae, Suessiales, Symbiodiniaceae. The record is from the annotation of a GenBank genome assembly.